Molecule: messenger RNA, 4627 nt
Organism: Sphaeramia orbicularis (orbiculate cardinalfish)
Lineage: Eukaryota; Metazoa; Chordata; Actinopteri; Kurtiformes; Apogonidae
Gene: mrc1a
Product: mannose receptor, C type 1a
Exons: 30
Coding region: 69-4388 (1439 amino acids)
Source: RefSeq, a predicted model, not a curated record
CACCUCAGCACACAGCAGACUCGCUGAUGACCAGACAACAUUAACCAGCCUCAUCCAACACCAGGAUCAUGUUACCCUGCUCCAAAUGUACCUUUAUCCUCUGUCUCCUGCAAGUCAUCUGCACCACCGCUGACAUAGACACCAGUGCCUUUGUGAUUUACAAUGAGAACCACAAUAAGUGUGUGAAGGUGGAGAGUGCCACCUCAAUUACAGUGGCUCCAUGUAAUCCUCAUGCCAAAGAGCAGCAGUUCCGAUGGGCGUCGCAGUAUCGUGUUCUCAGCCUGUCCCUCAAGCUCUGCCUGGGGGCGACGGAGAUCAAAGACUGGGUCAAGGUGGUCCUCUACGAAUGUGAUGAGAAGAGUGACCUGCAGCACUGGGAGUGCAAGAACGAGACUCUGUUUGGUCUAAAAGGCCAAGAUCUACAUUUCAACUGGGGCAACCGCAAUGAGCGGAACAUAAUGAUCUACAAAGGGUCAGGUCUAUGGAGUCGCUGGAGGAUAUUUGGCACUAUGGGUGACCUUUGCUCCAAGGGUUAUCAAGAUGUUUUCACGAUAGGGGGCAAUGCAUUUGGAGCCCCCUGUCAGUUCCCAUUUAAGUUCCUUACAAAGUGGUAUGCAGAAUGCACAACGGACGGCCGCUCAGACGGACAGCUAUGGUGUGCCACAGAGACGGAUUAUAAUAAGGACAACAAGUGGGGCUAUUGUCCAACCAAAUCGUCCUCAGGCUGGGACACCAACCCAGUCACUGGAGUUCAGUAUCAGAGGAACGGACAGUCAGUGUUGACCUGGUACCAGGCCCGGAGGAGCUGUCAGCAGCAAGGAGGCGACCUCCUCAGCAUCAUAGAGCUCCAUGAGCAGUCGUACAUUUCAGGAUUGACCAAUACUCUGGGAACGUCUCUGUGGAUCGGACUGAACAGCUUGGAUUUUGAUAGUGGAUGGCAGUGGAGCAAUGGAAACCCAUUCAGAUAUCUAAACUGGGCACCAGGUCAACCUUCAUCAGAGCCCGGGACGAACUGUGUAUCCCUAAACGCAGGAAAAGCCUCCAAAUGGGAGAGCAGUGCCUGCACCAGGAAACACGGUUACAUCUGUCGAAAAGGGAACCAGUCCACCUCCAGCCUUCCUCCUCCUCCAACAGGUCUAACACAGCCCAUCGUCUGCCCCAAUCACUGGGUUCCCUACGCAGGAAACUGUUACUACCUGGUGAGAACUAAACUCUUCUGGAAGGACGCUUUGGAGGCCUGUCACAAAGAGGGAGGUGAUCUGGCCAGCAUCCACAACAUAGAAGAGCAGAGCUUCAUCAUCUCACAAAUUGGAUACUUGGCGACAGAUGUGCUUUGGAUCGGCCUGAACGAUCAGAAGACCCAGUUACUGUUCGAAUGGUCAGAUCACUCCCAUGUGACCUUCACCCACUGGCACGCCGACGAACCGUCCCACGCCACCAACCACCAGGAGGACUGUGUGCUCAUCAAAGGAAAGGAGGGAAAGUGGGCUGAUAACAUGUGUGAGAAGGCGUAUGGAUACAUCUGUAAGAAGAGGGGCUCCACCAGACCAGCUGACGGGACCCACGAGGAGGUCAACCCAGGAUGCAAACGAGGCUCCGUCAGGUUCGGCUCACUCUGUUACAGCAUUGGAGCUGAGACUAAAACUUUUGAGGAUGCUAAAAGUGCAUGUUCACAGGAUGGAGCCCACCUCCUGGACGUAUCUGACAGAUAUGAGAAUGCCUUCCUGGUCAGUUUAGUGGGUUUGAGACCAGAGUCGUAUUUCUGGACAGGACUUUCCAACACGAGGGAUAGACACACUUUUGAGUGGACCACCAAGAGAAAGGUCACGUUCACUCAUUUCAAUGCCGGCAUGCCAGACAGACAUCAGGGAUGCGUCGCCAUGAAAACUGGGAUAUAUGCCGGAUUAUGGGAUGUUGUCAGCUGUGACAGAAAGGAAAAGUACAUCUGCAAGAAGUGGGCAGAGGGUGCACAGCCGUCGACAGCCCCCCCGACCACCGCACCCCUGACCUGUGCAUCCGGUUGGAUGGCUGCUGGUCGAACCAACAACUGCUACAAACUCUAUAAAAAGGACAAAUCACUGAGGAAAACAUGGCAAGAGGCGUUGGAUUUCUGCAAAGCCAUUGGUGGGAACCUGAUGAGUGUGCACAGUUAUGACGACCUCAGCAAUGACAUGCUUUACGGCUCUUCUGCGGCGUGGAUCGGCCUCAUUUAUAAGGGCACAACUGAAGGUUUUGUGUGGAGUGAUGAGUCUCCUAUGGACUAUGAUAAUUGGGGUUUUGGAGAACCGAACAACCACAAUGAUAAUGAACACUGUGGAGAAGUCCAAAUAUACUAUGGACGCCACUGGAACGACCGACACUGUGAGUUCUACAAUGACUGGAUCUGCCAGAUACGGAAAGGUGAGACCCCAAAGCCUGAGCCUGUAGUGGUGGCACCAGUGUACAACAAAACAGAAGAUGGCUGGUUCAUAUACAAUGAGUCGCAGUAUUACAUCAACAAUGAAAAACAACCAAUGGAAUCUGCCAGAGAUUUCUGCAAGAAGAACUUUGGUGACCUCGCCGUCAUCACAGCCGACAGCGAGAGGAGGUUCCUCUGGAAACUGAUAGUUAAAGGCUCAGAAAGCCAAUACUACAUCGGCAUGACAGUGAAUUUGGAUAAGUCCUUCAGCUGGGUGGACGGUACUCCGAUGACUUACACCGCAUGGGAAAAGAAUGAACCCAACUUUGCGAACAAUGAUGAAAACUGUGUGACUAUAUAUAGAAAUAUGGGCUAUUGGAAUGAUAUAAACUGUGGUUUGGAGUUGCCUUCUAUUUGCAAAAGAAGCAGUUCUUUUGUCAACACAACAAUGGCUCCCACUACUCUUCCUAAGGGAGGAUGUGCCCCAGAGUGGAUGGCCUUCCAUGGAAAGUGCUACAAAAUCGUUACGGGGUCAAACAAAAAGACCUGGCACAACGCAAGGGACUACUGCAAAGACCAGGGAGGAAAUUUAGUCUCUAUCCUCAACGAAAGAGAACAAGCCUUCCUAACAACACAGAUGAUUAAAUACAAUGAAGAUUUAUGGAUCGGUAUGAAUGAUGUCAACUGGGAGAUGCGCUUUGUCUGGACGGAUGGUAAAGGCAUUAAAUACACCAACUGGGCUAAAGGGCACCCAGCGUCAGUGCCAGAUGGACGUUACGCAUUCUCAGAUGAGUACGACUGUGUCAUUAUCCAGGGAAGCCCCUCCAAAUCAGUAGGGUUCUGGAAGGUGGAAGACUGUAACAUGGAUCGUGGUUUCAUCUGCAAAAGAAACGUCGAUUCUCAGAUUGUAGUCGCACCAACAACGAUUCAACCAAAGACAUUCUACAAGCUCGGCAACGACUCGUAUAAACUGGUGGCUCAGAAGAUGAAAUGGGAUGAGGCUCGGAGACAGUGCCAAGCCGACGACGCAGACCUGGCCAGUAUCUUGAACCCCAUUGCCUAUUCGUACAUCAGUUUGCAUAUUUCCAAGCACAAAGAACCGGUGUGGAUCGGCCUCAACAACAAUGUGACCGGUGGGCAGUUCAAGUGGGUCGAUAACUGGCGUAUGUCUUACACCAAAUGGGGAGUGGACGAGCCUAAAAACAACUACGGCUGUGUGUACAUGGACGUAGACAUGACUUGGAAGACAGCAACGUGUUCAAACAGCUAUUUCUCCAUUUGCAAGAAGUCACCAGUCAUGGCACCCACUGAGCCCCCACAGCUUCCUGGCAGCUGUCCAGACGCAAAGAAGCGAAAAACCUGGAUACCUUUCAGAGGUCACUGUUAUGCAUUCAUCAACUCAAUGGUGAACAACUGGGCCCAUGCAUCUGUGGAAUGUCUCAAAAUGGGUGCAGCUUUGGUGAGUAUCGAGGACCCCCACGAGGGUCUCUUCAUACAACAGACCCUGGAGCUUCUACAGGACAGCGCCAGGUCCUUCUGGAUCGGCCUCUACAAGACCAAUGAAGGAGAGUGGAUGUGGAUUGAUAACAGCGUUAUGGACUACACCAACUGGAAACCAGGGAUGCCAAAGUCAGAUUCAUGUGUGGACAUAGACUCUGACAGUGGACAGUGGAGUACAUAUAGUUGCAGUAGAUAUAGAUCUUACAUCUGCAAAAUGCCAAAAGUUGUUACACCUACAGAAAAGCCUCCAGCUGCUGCUCCUGUCAUUGAAGUGCCUACACAUGGGUCUGCUGGUGUCACUGUUGCAGUAAUACUUGUAGUAAUUGCUCUGGCAGGACUCGGCGCCUUCUUCUUUUUCCGCAAUCGGGUACCCAUGCCCACCCUGGGAGAAUCCACUUUUGAUAACAAGUUGUACUUUAACAAUCCAAUCCGAGCUCUUGUAGAUACAAAGGGUCUGGUGGCCAACAUAGAGCAGAAUGAACAAGCAUAGAAACACAUGUGAUUAGUGGUAAUCAGCCAUAUGAGUAUGAAAUGAUCAGACAUUCACAUUUUGAUUUCAUGAUACAUUUUGGAUUGUUUACUGAAUUUUAACCAAACCCUGGAGUGAUUUUUUUGACACUGACACUGUACAGGGUGAAAAGACAAAAUAAUCAGAGAAACACAAUAUUGUGAUUAACAAAUUCAGUACAGUUUUGUAAUCACUCAUAACCAGGAACCAGAGCUUCAAAA